GCGUGGAUUCAACGCCGAUACAAAUACACCACCUAUGGCGGGAGCGCACGAAUGUCGGCGAACCUACCGCUGCGACCAAAUAGCGUGAAUGGCCCUGGCGUGAAUACCUUCGAGCUGGCAUUUGUGGUUCGUUCAGUACGUGACGCUCCGUGCACCGACCUCGCGAGUGUGUGACCGUCUCGCAGCGCUCCGCCAGCAUGGAUGACGACGUCGCGCCGCUGCACUGUCGCAGCGCUUUGUAUCUCGACCUGACGCUGGAAGAAGUGAACCGACGCUUCGAGAAGCUGCUCUCUGCCGAGGGCGUGGAGGAACACCUCGCGCAAGAAAUCGUGUCCCGCUUCAGGUCCCGGUUCCGCGACCUCGUCUACGGCAACGUGGUCGUCGACGAACAGGGCCCGACGGGCAGCCUCACCCUCGAGGAACUGUUAGAACAGAAACUCCGCGAAGUUGCCCACCUGCGCUCCACGGUACCGGCUGAGGUGCGGCGAAAACACGAACGGGCCUUGGCGAUGGUCUACGGCAGACCUCCCGACGGCGGAAAACCCGACACCAAGGGCUAGACUCCGUUCCUUGCGGAGUUGCGCGCUUUGGGAGCAGCCGAUUGUACUGCGGUGAAGCACGGGCGUCCGUAGUGCGCGCGUUUUUGCAUGCAACUCGCAUCGGCAGUGCCAUGACGCUACGUUCGCCUCGGCCGUGCUAGUGAGUGGUGACAUUUGCAGUGAAAGUAACUUACCUGUUGCGGAGGGGUGCGCUCCGAGGGCCUGUCUCCGCCUCGCCGCCGCCUCGAACUCGACCUGUGCGACAGAGGCGAGAACCGGUGUCAACAGAAGCUGGCUUCGAGCUUGUAUAAUAUUUAGCCUUCAUUUUACACUCUUUUUAAAGGGGGCAAGAAUACUUUUCUUUUGUCCUAGUUGAUGGUGACAUCAUUGAACUGUAAUUGUAUACGGUUUUCAUUUUUCGACUAUUCCUCCGCUAUGCUGCAGGAUGUGGAACAUAUGUGGCACAUUGGGGCAUGACCCACUGGACGUUGACUGCUGUUAAAUAUAAGGAUUAUUAUAACUGAUUAGAUUCAUCGGCUAGCACAAAUGCUCAAUUUUGCAUUCGAACAAUACAGAGGUACACAGGAAGCUGGAUCAACAGUGGUCAAACAAGUGAUGUUUUCACAACAGGGCUUGUACUUCAUCAGGGCAAGAAAACUGCUUUCUGUAUAGCUCUUCCCCAUCCCCAACGGGGGCCAAAAAAAAGGUGGGGUCUAUUGCUGCCUACUACAGGGAAAUUUCCUUAGAUCUACAGACUUCGAGCCUUGUCUAGGGAAAUUUGUCAAAGUCUAAAUUUUGUGCUAUGACAUUGGUGUGGGGAAACUGCUGACGGGGGGGGGGGGGGGGGGGGGGGCGGGGUGACUGAAUGUUUUAAUUUAUGACACCGCAAAUUACCUUCGCUUUAGCAUGCACACUACGAAAUGUGAUUGUACACCAGUGCAGUGAAUGUAUCUCGCCAAGUAAACGGCAAAUGCCCUGUGCCCUUUUAUGAAGUACUGCAAGCCUGUGGAUGUCUGUGCACUCCGAAUGCAGUAUUUAUCUGCAACCGGUGACCUACAACCAGCACAUAUACCUAUUGCCAAGCACGAUAAUUGUCGCUAAGCAAGCAGGCUAUGCAUUUGUACACCGCCCAUAGGCAGAGCAACCUUGGAUGGAGUCCCAGUGGUUGUGUAUUUGGGCGAGUUUUGCUUUGGAGGAAAGAUACAAGUAGGCCAUGUAUCUUCAUGCUUUGCUGCAAAUGGCUCGUAAGUUUGGUGCAACAUCAGUAAAUGCAAUUAAAACGAAACUCAUUCACAUCUUUUACAUUGCUGCCGUGAAUGUGGUCCACUGUUUUGACACUGUUACAUUCUCUUAGAGAGGUCUGGCACUCAUCUUCCUUUUUGAAUAAGGUUCCGUGUAAUCUGAGCACUUCUGGUAUAGGUGCAAAACAAGUUUGGACAGCGACAUAGUAUGUACGUGCUGACGCCUUCUUUUGUGAAUAUGGCUUCAAGCAGGAGGCUGUGUGUUUAGCAUAACAACUUGCACUGCAAUGCGGCUUGCAAGGCUAGGACAACGAAGGUCUAUGGUGACUCCUGUACACUAGGCCCAUCAAAGUGACAAAAACAUUGAAUGUGGAUGUAUUGUUCCGCAGUAAUGAUGACGACCAAAAGGAUUGCAAGGCCAGGAAGAAGACCCAUAACCUGUGCACAUAAAAAGGCCUGGCCCUAGAAAGUGACAUCACUAUGCAUGUGGGCGCGCAGACCUACUGACUACACAAAGAUGUAGGUGACUGAUAACAAUCCCUUUGCACAGCUCUUAGUUCUGGUCUUACCAUCACCAUGGCUGCUAAUUUACCUGAAAAUCAAUGUUACAGAGUUGCUACAAAGUUCACGGAGAGGAUUAUGAGCAGCGCUCAAAUGUUUUUUAGGAAGACCAGUCACGUGCUCUCAUCACCACUCUUAAUACAUGUGUACUAAAAGCUCACUCACUUUUAAUUAGAGGAGGCUCUUGCUAAAAUAAACUGGUUAUGUGUGAGUAACUUAUCAACCAACUAGAGAGUGAUGAUGGAGCAGCCAAUAACUUCAAGCGGGAAAUUCCUCACGUAAUAGCUGCGCUGGAAGCGGCAAUAAGAGAAAUAGUAGUACUCUAUAUGCUUUCUGUUCAUCUUUUUCAUUGUAAUCAUCAUUAUCAUAGAUCACAUAUUUCUCUCGCUCUGUUUGGGAGCUGUUGAAUAAAAGCAUUGA
Dermacentor silvarum is the source of this 2761-nucleotide messenger RNA. RefSeq lists its product as uncharacterized. Bases 198 to 560 code for a protein of 120 amino acids. NCBI's taxonomy places the organism in Eukaryota, Metazoa, Arthropoda, Arachnida, Ixodida, Ixodidae. The transcript has a single exon. The record is from RefSeq and is a predicted model, not a curated record.